Cylas formicarius (sweet potato weevil) is the source of this 1729-nucleotide messenger RNA. It is a transcript of the gene Cfp1, whose product is annotated as CXXC-type zinc finger protein 1. The record is from RefSeq and is a predicted model, not a curated record. Gene Ontology annotation, cellular component: Set1C/COMPASS complex. Gene Ontology annotation, molecular function: DNA binding; zinc ion binding. The transcript has 6 exons. NCBI's taxonomy places the organism in Eukaryota, Metazoa, Arthropoda, Insecta, Coleoptera, Brentidae. The coding region runs from base 108 to 1613 and encodes 501 amino acids. Gene Ontology annotation, biological process: positive regulation of DNA-templated transcription.
CUAACCGCGGUAAUUACCAGUGGUCCGAGUUGAAUCCCCUAAUUAUGUGGUUGUGAAUGUUGUGAGUAGUAGUUGAUAAUAUUGCAUUGUUGCCCUUAUCAUUUAAAAUGUCUAGAAGACGCGGUGAUAUUUCUAAAGAGGACAUUGCCAGGCAGUUUGUUCUGCCAGAGAGGCAGUCUAAAAUCGACACCCUGUUAAGACAAGAUGGUCAAGCCUAUUGCAUAUGUAGAUCGUCCGAUUCGUCUCGUUUUAUGAUAGCUUGCGACGCCUGUGAAGAGUGGUAUCACGGCGAUUGCAUCAAAAUCUCCGAAAAGGAGGCGAAACUAAUCAGGCAGUACUUUUGCAUCCGUUGUCAGGAGGAAGACCCAUCUUUGAACACGCGGUGGAAGACGAAACGUGAAAAGGAUGAGGCUUCAGUGCAAACAAACAUCGAUGACCGCAAGUCAAAGAAACGAAAAGAGAGGAGCGAAAGUAAGCCUGAUAAAAAGACGAAAAAGAAGUGCGGCGAGUGCAUGGGUUGCUAUCGCACUGAAGACUGCGGUAGAUGCGACGUUUGCGUGAGAAAAAAUAGGCACGGCAGCUCGAAAACUAAAGAGAGAUGUAAACAGAGGAUCUGCAUUAAUGCAUUGGGCGGCGGCGCCCGGAGAAAAAGACGAGAUUCGGGGUCCGACAUGGAGCAAACGUUCAACGAGCACCUGAAAACCGAUUAUCCCAGACAGUGUUACGGGCAAAAAUGCGUGAGGAGCGCGAGGUACGGCUCGAAAUACUGUUCGGAUCAGUGCGGCAUGAACCUCGCCAAGACUAGGAUUUUGCAGGUGCUGCCUCAGAGAUUACAGGAGUGGGCGUUGAGUCCCUCGGCCGCAGAGGAACUUAAUAUCAAAGCGUUGGAUCAGGUCAGAAAGCAGCAGCUCGAGGUGCGGGAGAUCUUGCAUGAACUGGACAAACGUCACCGGGAGAUCGAUUAUCUCGUGGAUCGCGCGAAAAGCGCGACGAUUGAUCCCAAUUCGGAGUACGACGUCGAGAAGGACGAGGAGAGUUCCAUGUAUUGCGUCACGUGCGGCCACGAGAUCCACUCGAAGACGGCCGUCAAGCAUAUGGAGAAGUGUUUCAACAAAUACGAGUCGCAGGCGUCGUUCGGGUCCGUUUUCAAAACGAGAAUCGAAGGCAACAACAUGUUCUGCGACUAUUACAACCCGAUCAGUCAUACGUAUUGCAAGCGUCUGCGAGUGUUGUGUCCCGAGCACUGCAAAGACCCAAAGAUCGGAGACCACGAGGUGUGCGGCUGUCCGCUGGUUACGAAUGUGUUCUCGCCGACGGGCGAGUUUUGUCGCGCUCCGAAGAAGUCCUGCACCAGACACUACGUCUGGGAAAAAUUGAGACGGGCCGAAGUGGACCUGGAGAGGGUUAGACAGUGGCUCAGGAUGGACGAGCUGCUGGAGAAAGAGCGCCAAAUCAGGACGAGCAUGGCGAAUAGGGCGGGAGUCUUGGCGCUGAUGCUGCACAGCACCUACAACCACGAGUUAAUGGAGCGCAUCACCAAGGCGCAGGAUCAGCAGAGCAUGCAGCGCGAGAUGGAACAGGCCCGCGCGAAGCCCAGAUCUAGAUACGCGUGAUUUUUUCGCGAGUGUUUUUUUUUAUUGAAAACUGGCAAUAGAAAAGCUUUCGGAUGUUUCACGUAAUUUUUAUGAAAGGUACACUUAAAUUGUAAAUAAAAUAAAUUUCUUUAGAA